This is a messenger RNA of Capronia epimyces CBS 606.96, 657 nucleotides long. Its product is annotated as serine/threonine protein kinase. Lineage: Eukaryota; Fungi; Ascomycota; Eurotiomycetes; Chaetothyriales; Herpotrichiellaceae. Gene Ontology annotation, molecular function: protein kinase activity; ATP binding. The transcript has a single exon. Gene Ontology annotation, cellular component: centrosome; nucleus; spindle pole. Gene Ontology annotation, biological process: mitotic cell cycle; protein phosphorylation; regulation of cytokinesis. The coding region runs from base 1 to 657 and encodes 218 amino acids. The record is from RefSeq and is a predicted model, not a curated record.
AUGUCGGAACAGCCUGACGACAUGGAAUAUAUCAAUGAGAUCAAUCGGCGAACACUUGAAAACGAAAUACAGAUCUACCAGCGACUCGGUCACCAUGAUGGGAUUAUCUCCUGCCUGGGGACGUCCAACUAUGGGAUCGAGUUGGCCUUCGCUAAACAAGGCAACCUGGAGGAUUAUAUCCAAGCUCAACCUGAACCACAGGAAUCCCUCAAGAUCGAAUGGAUUCUGUCUGUCAUUGACACAUUAUCUUACGUUCAUUCCCAGGGGGUUCUGGUGGACGAAAUUGCCCUGCGAAACUUCUUGGUCGCCGAUGGACAACUGAAACUGACCGAUUUUGGCCAGUCCUCAUUGUUACCCCUGUCGACAGACAUGGACACGAUUUGCGACAAUGAUCUAACCACGACAAUUGAGAUACUCCAUCUCGGCUGGGUCAUCUAUUCCAUCGCUGUUUGGCACGUACAUAAGUAUUACUUCUUCGAUAAGGAACAUGAUAUGCAGUGGCCGAAUCUACAAGAUUUACCUCCAUCAGAGGGCCUUUUCUGCAGAACCAUUGUUGAGAGAUGCUGGAAUGGACAGUAUAUCAACAUGAAAGCGCUUAAGGAGGAAGCUUAUGAAACCCUCGUCGGCGGCAGAAAGCAAUCAGAUUGUUGUCGAUAA